This is a messenger RNA of Staurois parvus, 383 nucleotides long. NCBI's taxonomy places the organism in Eukaryota, Metazoa, Chordata, Amphibia, Anura, Ranidae. The record is from the annotation of a GenBank genome assembly.
UGUCAGACCCGGAGCUGGAAGCAAUAAGACAACAGCGGCUGGCGGAGCAACAGGGGAGGUAUGGGGAAGCUGGAGGGAGGAGAGCAAGCUCAGCAAGAAGCUAGACAAAGAGAAGAUGACAUGCAGAAUAGCAUUUUAUCCCAGGUCCUCAGCCAGGCUGCUCAGGCAUGGUUGAACAAUCAUGCCUUGGUGAAGCCUGAGAAAGCCAAAACCAUAGAAAAUGACCUUAUACAGAUGGCAAGAUUGGUCAGCUUGGUGGGAAGUUAUGUGAAGAGGGUCUAAUAGAGAUUUUGGAAAAAGUGAGUCAACAGACUGAGAAGAAGACAACGGUAAAGUUUAACAGGAAGAAAGUGAUGGACUCUGAUGAAGAGGAUGACUACUGA